CACAUCGCAAGACACUUAUUCAGUUUCUAGAUUCUAGGCUCCCUGAUAGGCACACCAUCCUCUGAAGUUUCUAGAAACCUGAAAAAAGACUCUAGCAGGAAGAUAUGGCUAGUCCUGCUUGGCGAUUUGCAGUUCCCUAAAGGGUGAUGGUAAUGGGUGAAGGGCAAAGGAGGGUCUAGUCUCUCGCCCCUGCAUUCCCAAGACUUCCCCCAUCCACAGAGACUACAAUAUAUUGCCUAAGAAGAAAUGCCUGCGCCCUUGGCAGCCACCGCCCAACGCCAAAGGAUGGAGAAUAAAAGAGCUCAAGAAGAGAGAGCAACCAUCUGAGGGAAGCGGAAUACUGAUGACUGCUGGGGAGAUGAAGAAAAGGGGAGAAAAUAAAAGAAAAGUUACUUCACUCCUCACCAUAGUUUCCCCAUCCUUUGUAGACUCACUUCCCACCUAAGGGCGUGGUUUUCUUAUUAGCACCUGAGAAGGGGGAUGGGGACAGGCGGGCGCCUGUUCUGAGGGCGGCUGCGCAGAUACUCCUGUUUUUGUGUUUGUAAUUCAGCAGAGCCCAGAUGACCCGAGGCAGCCCCGGGAAAGGUGGCAGCAGCUGGUAGGAGUAGCCCAGCGGAGCAACAGGGAUAUAGAGACAAAGAGGGAGCUGUGGUUAAAGUGACACCGAAGACUUUAGCCCCACCUCUCCGCAAGCUAGACUCAUUCAGGUGGAGGUGGCCGUCCAUGACUCACAGACAUGGUACUGAGAAUCUCAUAAAAGAACUGAGAGAAAAUUAAAAUUUUACCAAACAAAAAUGGCAAGUCCCAACAACCUCACUUAUUUCACCAGAAAGUCUCUUACCAAAGAAUACAGAGCUGACAGAAAGAAAGAUGAGGAGGAAGAAGAACUGGAGCCAAGUAGUGACUUGGAAGCAGGUGAACAGCUGGCAUUUAUUUAUGGAGAUGUUCCUUCAGAAAUGGUGUCAGAGCCCUUGGAAGACCUGGAUCCAUACUAUAAGGAUAAGAAAACUUUCUUAGUAUUGAAUGAAGGGAGAAUAAUCUUCAGAUUCAGUGCCACUUCAGCCUUAUACAUUUUAACUCCUUUCAAUCUGAUUAGGAGACUAUGUAUUAAGGUUCUAGUAAAUUUCCUAUUCAACAUGUUUAUCAUGGGCACAUUUUUGAUCAACUGUAUAUUUUUGACAUUGUGUACAUCUCCAACCUGGAUAAAGUCUCUAAAUUUACCUUUCCUUGGACUAUAUACUUUUGAAAUACUUAUAAAAAUCUUGGCAAGAGGCUUCUGUAUAGGACCUUUCACAUUCCUCAGUGAUCCUUGGAACUGGUUUGAUAUUCCUAUUCUUACAAUGGCGUAUUUGAGACUAUUUGUAAACCUGGGCAGUUUUCCAUAUCUUGGAAUUUUCUCUGUGUUGAGAAUUAUGAAAGCUGUUUCUCUAAAUAUAGGCCCAAGAUCUGUUGUAAGAACACUCACUCAGUCAAUGAAGAUGUUUCAACAGACAGUGAUGCUGAUUGUAUUUUGUCUGAGUGUCUUUGCUGUCAUGGGAAUGCAGCUAUUUAUGGGCAAACUGAAGCAGAAAUGUGUGCAAUGGCCUAGAGGAGAGGGAAAUAUCACCGAGAUACCAUGGGACAAUGAAGACUAUUUUUAUUAUUUGGAAGGACAAAAGGAUGCUCUCCUUUGUGGUAACAGCUCAUAUUCGGGUGACUGUCCAGAAGGAUAUAUGUGUGUGAAAGCGGGCAUGAAUCCUGAUCAUAACUAUACCAGUUUUGAUCAUUUUGGUUGGUCUUUAUUGACUCUAUUUAGAUUAAUGACUUUGGACUACUGGGAAAAUCUUUACCAACAGAUCCUACGUGCUGCUGGGAAGACCUAUGUGAUAUUUUUUAUUGUCGUGCUUUUAUUCUGCUCCUUUUAUCUGGUGACUUUGAUCCUUGCCAUGGUCAUUCUGGCUUAUGAAAAACAGAAUCAAAUAACUAUUAAAGCUGCAAAGAGAAGACAGAUAAAAUACCAGGCAAUGUCAUAUUGGCACAAAAGAAAAGUAAAGCAAGUUCAGACAAUGAUAGCAGAAGAAAUAGCUGAAGAUGAAAGCGUUAUUGAAGGUCAAAAUAUAACACAUGCAGAAAAUUCUUCUGAAACAUCCCAACAUAUCUCAAACAAUGACAAUGUGAGAAUGGACCAAAGGAAGAAAAAGAAUCAAGACAACCAGCCUGAUGGAGAGGAAAAAGAAGUGGACCUGAAAUUGCAUCUGUUUGAAACAGAAGAUUACAUCCGAAAAAAAAUUUGUCAUCAUGGUAUUAAAAAUCAGAGAUUAACAAAAAAAAGCGAGUUAUAUUCUCCUCAGCAGGGAAGAACUGCAAGGAAAGAGCAGGAGGAAAGACAAAUAGAUUUUUGCUGCAUUUCUAAGGAUAUAUUGGAUGAUCCAACUAUCAGGCAAAGAGCAAUGGAAAAAAACAAUGUAUUAAACAAGAUGGAAAGACUUGAUGACUCCAGGUCUACAUGUACAAACUGGUGGCACAGAUUUGGUACCACAUUUACAAUUUGGAAUUGCUCUACACUUUGGAUAAAAUUCAAAGAUUUUAUCUAUGCUGUUGUAAUGGAUCCAUUUUUUGACUUGGCCAUUGCCAUCUGUAUUAUUAUUAACAUCACUUUUAUGGCUAUGGAGCAUUAUCCAAUGACUGAGAAAUUCUACAAUGUGCUCUCUGUGGGAUACCUGGUCUUUAUUGGGAUCUACAUAGCAGAAAUGUUUUUGAAAAUAAUUGCUUUACAUCCAUAUAAUUAUUUUCAAAGAGGCUGGAACAUAUUUGAUACCGUAAUUGUUAUACUUGCUUUAGCAGAUAUAUAUAUGAAAGAGGCGUAUGGUUUAUCACUUUUUGGAUGGUUCAGACUGCUCCUGGUUUUCAAGGUGGCAAAAUAUUGGCCAACCUGGGAAAAGCUGAUAAAGAUAAUUAAUUACUCUGUAGAUGCCCUUAAAGGCUUGUUUUUGCUUUUGUUUAUCACCAUGUUCACAUUUGCAGUAGUUGGCAUGAAGUUAUUUGGUCAAGGCUGCCAAGAAUAUCUCUGCAAGACUGAUGUUGACUGUCCAUUUAAACGUUGGCACAUGCAUGACUUUUUUCACUCCUUCCUGCUAAUGUUUCGAGUGCUUUGUGGUGAAUGGAUAGAUUCUAUGUGGGACUGUAUGAAUACUGAAGGCCAAAAGGAAUGCCUUAUAUUUUUUGUGGUGGUUAUCAUUAUUGGGAAAAUGCAGUUACUGGUCCUCUUUGUGGCUUUGUUGAGCUCAUUCAGUCCAGAGAACUUUGCAGCAAUCCAAGUGAGCCCUGAAUCCAAUAAUCUCCAGCUUGCAAUGGCAAGGAUUCAAAAAGGAAUAUAUUAUGUGAAACGAACUUUAUUUGACCUUGUUGCAAAAGGGUUUUCUAAGAAGCAGAUGAUUUCAAAUGAUAUCCAAGGAGAGGAAAACCUAAAUUUGGAAAAGAGAAAUCAUACAAUUAAUGGCAUGAGCAAAAAAAUCUGGGAGAGUCAAGAUAGACUCCAUAGCAAUGGAUGCCGCUUGGAGAAAUAUGUGAGGGAUAAAAGUCAUUUUCCUUCACUCGUUCCUAAUUCUAAUUACUCAACAUUAGCACCAAUUGCUUUGGGAGAAUCUGAUUUUGAAAAUGUCAUCAAAGAAGCUAGGAAUGAAUUGGACAUUGGCAGCAGCAAAGAGAACCUCCCCCAAAAUAGUUCCUCUGAAGAUAGCAUGAUUCCCAUCCUUGCCUCUGGAGAAGGAGAACAGGCAGUGAAUAAAUCUCUGAAAUCAGAUGAACCAGGGGCCUGUUUUACAUAUGGUUGUAUAAGACGAUUUCCUUACUGUAAAGCCAGCAAGAAAUCUAGGAAAGGAAAAAUUUGGUGGAAUCUAAGGAAAACAUGCUAUCGAACAGUAAACCACGGAUGCUUUGAAAUUUCCAUAGUUUUCAUUGUCUUGCUCAGCUGCUUUGCUCUGAUCUUUGAAGAUAUAUAUAUUGAAAAGAGAAAGACUAUCAAGAUUAUACUGGAAUAUGGUAACAUGAUCUUCACUUAUAUCUUCAUUUUAGAGAUGCUUCUAAAAUGGAUGGCAUAUGGAUAUAAAACAUAUUUCAGUAAUGUCUGGUGCUGGCUGGAAUUCUUGGUUGUUAAUGUCUCAUUGGUUUGUUUGGUAGCCAAUUAUCUAGGAUACUCAGAAUUUGGUACCCUGAAAUCUCUCCGGAUACUAAGAAUUUUAUCUAUAUAUGAAGGAGUAAGGGUGGUUUUACAUAUUUUUUUAAAAGCAAUUCCAUCUAUCCUAGAAGCACUUUUGGUCUGGCUUAUAUGUUGGUUACUUUUUAGCCUUAUGGGAGUAAACUUGUUUGCUGGCAAGUUCUUCAAAUGUAUUAACAUCACAACUGGUGAAAGACUCCCUUGGACUCUUAUCAUCGAUGUUAUUGAUUGUAAGAUGCUUAGCAACAGUAGUGGAGAUGUACAAUGGAAAAAUCCAAAAGCAAAUUUUGACAACAUUGGAAAUGGUUACUUUUCUCUGCUUCAAUUAGCCACCUUUCAAGGAUGGUUGGAUAUCAUAUACGCAGCUGUUGAUACAGUUGAUGUAGAAAGACAGCCUAAAAAUGAGAGCAAUGUCUACAUAUAUCUUUACUUUGUCAUCUUUGUAAUUUUGGGGUUGUGCUUCCCCUUUGUCUUCUUCGUUCGUGUUGUCAUUAAUCAUCUCAAACAACAAAAAAGAAAGGUUGGUGGUCUAGGAAUCUUCAUGACAGAGAAUCAGAAGAACUAUUACAAUAUGUUGAAAAAAUCAAGGUAUAGGAAACCCCAAAAGUCAAUACCUCGACCAGAGAACAAAUUCCAAGGAUAUAUAUUUGACUUAAUCACAAAGGAAGCUUUUGAGAUCACCAUCAUAGUACUUAUCUGCCUUAAUACAGUGGUCAUGAUGGUAGAAACAGACACCCAGGACACCUAUAAAAGAAAUAUAUUGUACCAGAUCAACCUGGUGUUCAUUGGCCUCUUUGCUGGAGAAUGUCUGCUGAAACUCAUUGGCCUCCGCCUUUACUACUUUACCAUAGGCUGGAACAUCUUUGAUUUUGUGGUAAUCCAUCUCUCCAUUAUGGUUGUAUUACUGCCUCAUUUGACAGUCAAGUAUCUCCUGACCUAUUCCCAAGUGCAAGUGAUCCGUCUCAUCAGGUGUGGACGAGUCCUGAAUUUCAUUAAAGGAACCAAGGUCUUGGGCCCACUAAUUUAUGCUCUGAUGCUUUCCCUUCCUACUUUACUGAAUAUUGUACUUUUGCUCCUCCUAAUCAUGUUUAUCUAUGCUAUUCUUGGAAUGUCCCACUUUGCAUAUAUUAAAAAGGAUGCUGGAAUUAAUGACAUGUUCAACUUUGAAACCUUUGGCAACAGCAUGCUUUGCCUCUUCCAAAUUACUACAUUUGCUGGUUGGAAUGGCUUACUGGAACCAGUUCUUAGUACUGGACCCCCAGACUGUGACCCUGAAAAAAUUCACCCAGGAAGCUCUGUAAAAGGAGAUUGUGGAAGUCCCUCUUUUGGGGUUUUCUACUUUGUGAGUUACAUCAUUAUAUCCUUUCUGGUGCUUGUAAACUUGUUCAUUGUUGUUAUUCUGGAGAUUUGCAAUGUUGUGACUGAAGAAAAUGCUCAGCUCCUUAGUGAGGAAGUUUUUGACAAUUUUUAUGAGGUGUGGAAGCAAUUUGAUCCAGAUGGCACCCAUUUCAUAGACUAUAGUCAGCUUUCUGAAUUUGCUGCUUCAUUGGAUCCUCCAUUUCUUAUAGCUAAGCCAAACAAAAUCCAGCUCACAGCCAUGGAUCUUCCCAUGGUCAAAGGGGAUCGAGUUUUUUGUGCUGAUGUCUUAAUUGCUUUUACAAAGUGUGUUAUGAGAGAAAGUGAAGAGUUUAACCAUAUCUGUUUACCAUUGCGUAAACAUUUUCUGUCAUCAUGUCUCUUCCAAGUUUCCUAUGAACCAGUUACAACAACUCUAAAAAGAAAACAAGAGGAGGUAUCAGCUCUUGUCAUUCAGCGUGCUUUUAGACGUUUCUGCUUGAGGCAAAAUGAAUCUGGUAUAUAUAAUAUCAAAGGUGAAGCUAGAGAGAAACUAACUAUUGAAGAAGCCAUAGUAAUUGAUAAAAUUCCAGAGAAUUCCACUCUAGAGAAAGUAAGUUUUCUGAGCCCUCCCUCUAAUUCCCUAUAUUUGGAUAGUGUGAUAGAGCAAGACAGAGAGAAACAUGAAAUGGACCAAACAGAAAAAGAAGACAUAGGCAAAAGUGACAGGGAAAAGGAAAAAUGAGCAAGGAAUUACUUUUGUCAGCAAUUUGCUAGAAUUUAUGAACGUGACAUUACAUAAAACAGAGCAAUUUUGGUAAGUCUAUGCCAAAACAAUUGUUUUUAACCAAAAGAGAAAAAAAACAAGACUUAAACACAUCAUCUGUGCUUCUAACAAUACAAUGAUUCUUCACUGCCUAACUGUGAUUCAAUAUUAAAGCAACUUAAUAAGGGAUUUCUGUUUGCACUGCUUCUCUUAUAAUAGAGAAAAGAUAAAAAAAAGCUGCUAAGAAAGAUAGGGACCAUGGACUAAGGGAGGUAGAAUCUAAAUCGCCUAGCUUUAAUAAAAUACAUCAGCACUUUUGCCUUUGGCUAUUUUUCAUAGCAUCCUUGCCAUUCAUUACCCACUUUCCCAUCCACCACAAACUAGCUUUUUUUCUCUGUCUCUUUAUAGCUCUCUGUCACAUACACUCACAUGUACAUGAACACAUAUGCACAAAUAAAAGGUAUACAAUAAGGAACAUAUGUACUUAAUACAUGCUGAUCUUAUUCAUUCUAUUUGAAAAAUAGGAAGUCAAAGUGUUUUAUUGGUCCCUUAAAAUGCAAUUGUCAGAGAAGUUGAAGUUCCUGAGAUUUUAGCAAAUACUUAGGGAAAUAGGCUAUCAAAAUUGUAGCAUGUGUGUGAAAAUUGGUAUCUUUUAUUUAAAGUACUUAAUAUUAUUCUAUCUUGCAUCAGCAUUAGCUUUUAUGCCUAAAAUCCUAUAGAAUUCUCUUAACAUAUGGACUUCUGACUCUAUGUACCAACCACUCAACCCAAAUAUUAGAGAGGUUAUGCGCAAAGGUAUUUUGCCCCAUAUUCCAUCUUCUUUCUUAUAUUUCCUCUAAAUUUAUAUUUCCCCAUAACUUCAAAAUGAUGUGAAGAUUUCCACUGCCAUCAGAAAAAUACAUGCAGUAAUCAAAGUGAGGCAACAAUUCCCAAGUCUUUUCUUGAAUUUUCUUUAAGAAACUACUUUCCUUCCAUAAAAUAUCUCAGAUGACCCAACUACCAAUCACUAUGUGAGCUAGAUUCUCUUCUCAUUGGCUGGUAUUUCCUAACUCAGCAUGGCUAAGAUUUUAUUCCUCAAUGAAAUAUUUGCUGCAAAUCAACUGGAUAUAUAAUAAUAUGGUGCAUGUCUGGGCAAACAGCCAUCACUUGGAAACAUUAUUAUAAAUAUCAUGUAUCUACUCCCACAAUGCAGUGUCCUGUACAGCAUAAGAGAUCUAUAAAUGUUUGUCGACAUCGUCCUUCUCAAACUUUCAUCACAUAAGUUGAUGUACUCAAUGUCCAUGAAGUAUCAAUGAUCUACAGAUUACUAUAAAUGUAUGUUGGUUUUGCCACCCCAUUUUCCUAUUUCUCUGCCUAUUGCCCAAGACUGGAUAAUCAUAGCUAUUAUUCCUUUGAGGAGACUUGUGGAAAUAUAUUUUUUGUUCGCCUUGGGUUUUUCUACAGUAAAGUUUUCUUUAUAUCUGUCAUGUGACAGUACAUAACAAUGAAAUGGUGACUAAUGUAGUGAUUGAUCAUUUCCUCCUCAUUCUCCCCCCACCAAAAUCUUGUAUUUUGUAUAUGUUUUAUAAUGACUUAUCUAUGUGCUUGUUUUCUCCCAAGAGAAUGCUAUCUUAUUCAAAGCAAGAUCUUUUUUCAUUUUUUUUCUGUUCCUAACACAGAACCUGGUAAAUAAUAGGUGCUUAAUAAAUGUUUGUUGAAUUGAA
Monodelphis domestica (gray short-tailed opossum) is the source of this 7999-nucleotide messenger RNA. NCBI's taxonomy places the organism in Eukaryota, Metazoa, Chordata, Mammalia, Didelphimorphia, Didelphidae. The record is from RefSeq and is a predicted model, not a curated record.